This is a messenger RNA of Symbiodinium sp. CCMP2592, 3852 nucleotides long. NCBI's taxonomy places the organism in Eukaryota, Dinophyceae, Suessiales, Symbiodiniaceae. The record is from the annotation of a GenBank genome assembly.
AUGAGGGACGAAAGUGGCGCCACCACUACGCAGUGGCCUGCCGCCUUCAAGCAGAUCCAGGUGGACGGUGAGACCCAGUACGUCGCCGGGAAGACCGAAGAGGUCGAUGCUCCGCCGCAGGUUGGCACCCAGCAGGUGGAGGAGACUGUGGCCGGGCAGGUGAAACAGCAGAUCGUGGAGAUUCCGCAAGUCCAGGAGGUUGUGGAGGAACAGGAGAUCCCGGAGGUGCAGGUUGUGCAGAAGGUGGUCGAGGUUCCGCAAAUCGUGCAGCAGGAGGUCGAGCAGAUUGUGGAGCAGAUCGUCCAGGUGCCUCAGAUCAUCGAACAGCCAAAGGUCUCCCAUCGCCAUGUCGAGCAGAUCGUUGACGUCCCUGUGCCGCAGAUGGUGGAAGAGGUCGUCCAUGUGCCAGUGACGCAGACCCAAGCUCGCCACCACCACGUGCACGUCGAGCAGCAAGUGGAAAUUCCUGUCCAGAUGAUGCAGGAGCAGACCGUGCAUGUGCCCAAGGUGAUGGUGCAGAAGCGCCAGACGCAUCAGCACGUUGAGCAGCUUGUGGAGGUCCCGGUGCCCAUGACGCAGGAGGAGGUCGUGCACGUCCCCGAGAUCAUCACCCAGACGCGCGUGCAGCAAGAGCACGUCGAGCAGAUGGUUGAGGUGCCGAUCCCCAUGCAGCAGGAGGAGAUUGUGCAUGUGCCCGAAAUCGUGAUGCAGCCCCGCAUCGUGCACCAGCCAGUUGAGCAGAUCGUUGAGGUGCCCGUCCCCAUGACGCAGGAGGAGCAGGUCCAGGUGCCCAAGAUCAUUACACAGACCCGCAUCCGACACCAGCCGGUGGAGCAGAUCGUUGAGGUGCCGGUUCCUAUGACGCAAGAGGAGCAGGUCCACGUACCCAAGAUCAUCACCCAGACCCGCGUGAUGCACCAGCAUGUCGAGCAGGUGGUCGAGGUGCCCGUGCCGAUGACGCAAGAGGAGCAGGUCCACGUGCCGAAGAUCAUUACUCAGACUCGUCAGAUCCACCAGCACGUCGAGCAGCAGGUGGAGGUGCCGGUGCCCAUGAGCCAGGAGACUGUUGUCCACGUGCCGAAAGUCGUUACCCAGACCCGGGUGAUGCAUCAGCACGUGGAGCAGGUGGUGGAAGUGCCGAUGACACAGGUGCAGGAGCAGGUGGUCCAUGUGCCAAAGAUCAUCGAGCAGGAGCGCGUGAUGCACCAACACGUGGAGCAAGUCGUCGAAGUCCACGUGCCCAUGACGCAGGAGCAGGUGGUGCAUGUGCCCAAGGUGGUUCAGCAGGAGCGCGCCCACCACUUCCACGUUGAGGAGAUCGUGGAUGUUCCCGUUGAGCAGCGCGUGGAGCAGAUCGUGCAUGUGCCGAAGGUCCAGAAGGUCGAAAAGAUCGUCCACAAUCCUGUUGACCUGGAGGUCGAAGUGCCGCGCCCCGUGGUCGUCGAGAAGGUGAUUCAGGUGCCCACGGUGCAUGUGGAGGAGAAGGUGGUUCGCGUCCCCAAGGUGCUCAACACGGUGGUCAACACGACCGUCCAGAACACGGUGGAGACCGUGGAAGUUGUGAAGCCGGUGGUGGUCCACAAGGUCGUUCAGCGCAAGAAGCCGAUUAUCCAGGAGGACAUCGUGCAGGUUCCCAAGGUCAUGGUCCAGGCCGUCCCUGUGCAGAAGGUCGUCGAGAAGCAGGUGUCGGUGCCAGUGGUGCAAGAGGUAGAGCAGAUUGUGGACGUCCCGGUGGUCAAGCACAGGCAGGUGCCUAUUGUCCAGAAGGUGGAGAAGCAAAUCCAGGUCCCUCAGGUGGAGUACACCGACCACCACAUUGAGGUCCCGAUCCACAAGCAGGUGCACGUGCCGAUGAUCCAGACCGUCACCAAGCAGGUGGAGGUCCCUCAGAUCCAGUACGAAGAUGAGGUCGUCGAGGUCCCCAUUCAGAAGCAGGUGCACGUGCCGGUGGUGCAGAAGGUCCAGAAAACCGUUAAGGUGCCCCAGGUCCAGUACGAGGACCAGAUCGUCCAGGUUCCCAUCCAGACGCAGGUCCAGGUGCCCAUCGUCCAGAAGGUUCAGAAGACGGUGAAGGUUCCCCAGAUCCAGUAUGAGGACCAAAUCGUGGAGGUCCCAGUGCAGAAGCAGGUUCAGAUCCCCAUGGUCCAAACCGUGCAGAGGCAGGUGGAAGUGCCGCAGCUGCAGUACGAGGACCAGAUCGUGGAGGUGCCGGUGCAGAAGCAGGUGCAGAUCCCCAUGGUCCAGACCGUGCAGAGGCAGGUGGAAGUGCCGCAGCUGCAGUACGAGGACCAGAUCGUCGAGGUGCCCAUUCAAAAGCAGGUGCAGAUCCCCAUGGUCCAAACCGUGCAGAGGCAGGUGGAGAUUCCACAGCUCCAGUACGAGGAUCAGGUCGUUCAGGUGCCGGUGCAGAAGCAGGUCCAUGUGCCCAUGGUGCAACAAGUCCAGAGGGAAGUCGAGGUUCCUCAGAUCCAGUACGAGGACCAGGUGGUUCAGAUCCCCAUCCAGAAGCAGGUGCACGUCCCCAUGAUCCAGACCGUGGAGAAGCAGGUGGAGGUGCCACAGAUCCAGUACGUGGACAAGGUGGUGGAAGUGCCCGUCCAGAAGCACGUCCAUGUUCCAAUGGUCCAGACAGUGAACCGCGAGAUUGAGAUUCCACAGAUCGAGUACAUCGACCAGCACGUGCACAUCCCUAUCCAGAAGCAUCGCCACGUCCCCGUGCAGAUCCCUGUCGAGCGCCCCGUGGAGGUCAACGUGAUCGAGACCACGGAGAAGGUCGUGGACAUCCCGGUGGUGAAGCAGCGCGAGGUUCCACAGGUCCAGACCAUCGAGCGCGUGGUGGAGAUCCCCAUGGUGCAGGUGGUGCAGAAGGUCGUGGAAGUCCAGCAGGAGGGACAGACCAUUCGUGGCACGGUCAACGAGGUGGAUGUCCCAGGAGAGCGCCGCCGCGAGGAGCACCCGACGCAGACUGUGCAGCAGGUCUUGGCUGGCCAGCCUCACCCAGUGGAGGUGGUCCAGGGACAGGUGACCGAUGCCCCGGCACCGCAGCCGGCGCAGUUCGCUGCUCCAACCACGAUGCCGUCCGAGGGUGCAGUCUUCGCGGCCCCAGCAUCGCAGCCGCCGCCGGGCGCCAUCUUCGCAGCACCUGUGGCUCAGGCUCCUACAACGACCACGGUUGGUGAGCCGGUGUACCUUCCUCCAAUCACUGCUCCAGCGGAGUCGGCUCCCGCCGUGGUCAGCGAGACCGCGCCGCCGGGUGCCAUUUUCGCAGCACCCGCAAUGCAGGCCCCCGCCACGACGACAAUCGGCGAGCCGGUGUACCUGCCACCCAUUACCGCACCGGCCGAGGGCGCUCCUCAGACGAUCAGCGCCAUGCCACCUCAGGGUGCCAUCUUCGCAGCGCCGGCAACGCAGGUCCCUGCCACAACUACGAUCGGUGAGGCGGUCUACCUGCCACCCAUCACGGCACCUGCACAGGGCAUGCCCCAGACCAUGGCUGGUAUGCCUCCCCCGGGAGCGAUCUUUGCAGCACCGGCGGCGCAGGGCCCUGCAACGGUCGGCCAGCCGGUCUACCUGCCACCAGUGACCGUUGCCGGAGGGCAGGCUCCUGGCACUGCGUACCCUGGCACCAUGAUUCCCGGCACCAUGGUUCCCGGCACCAUGGUCCCCGGCACCAUGGUUCCCGGCACCAUGGUCCCCGGCACCGUGGCUGGUGCAGCGGCCACCGACAUCUUCUCCAUGAUGGACACGAACAACGACGGUGUCGUUUCGCGAGCAGAGUUUGCUGCUGCUAUGCAAUCCGGCGGCAUCGCCCCGGUCGGGGAUGUGCCGACAGAGCCGGUGCAGGGACAGUGA